AUGAGAGAGAUAACCUGAGAACACUCACUCAUGAGAGACACACAUGGAGCCUGAAGACGCUCUCUACAUGUGAACUUCACUCCUCAUCCUGAAGCCAUGAGUCGGGGGGAAGAGCUGUGCUAUAAAGCGCACCGAAUGGAGGUGGAGGAAGACUUUUACUCGCUUGAGUUGAGCGCCGAUGAAGAUCUGCCGGUGUGUAAGGACAGUGAGGAGCUGUUCGCAGCUCUUCGGCAGAAGGAGGAUGAAGUUCUUUUGGCCGCUCAGGUGGGGAACGCGCUCCUCUUGGAGAACAGACAACUGAAGGAAGAGAGACAGAUACUUCAUGACAAAUACACACAGCAGCUGGAGGAGCUGCAGCAGGGCAGGUACGAGCUGCGGGUGAAACUGGACGGCUGCCAGGCGCUGUGGGAGAGUCAGGUGGGCGAGCUGGAGCGAGACCUGCAGGAGCUGCAGAUGCAAGUAGAGAGACUGACGCAGACCCUGAGUGAGACAGAGAGAGAGAAAACCAGACUAAACCAUGAACACAAUGAACAGAGCCAGAGACUCCGAGAACAACUGCACAGGGCUAUGGAAGUAGAGCGAACCAUGACCAGCGAGCUGCAGAGACUGAAACAGGAAAUGAGAGAAAGGGGACACGCCAGACCUCAGGAUGAAGAAAUUAUCAGCGCUCUUAGAGAACAGGUAGCGAGACUCACGCAACGUGAACAAACACUAGAGCAGCGCUUGAAGACCGCAUGCCAAGAGAAUGAGGAACUAAGAGAGAGUGUGUCUUCACUACACACAUGCCUGGAUCAACAGGAACAACAGAGCCACACACACAUACAACAGCUGGCAGAGGCCUGUCGUGAGGUGGAGGUGGUUCGUUCUCGGGCUCAGGAGCUGCAUUGUCAGGUCGAGGAGCUCCAGGAGGAAGUGGCCCUCCAGGAGAAAAGUCACAACGACUCGUCAUUACUCUCAGAGCUUGAGCACAGUCUGGAGCCCACAGGCUGGAGUCUGGACAGAGAACAGGUCUCCCAGGAAUUGCACUACAUCCUGGAAAUACUGCGACCCGUGACCUGCAGUUCAGAGGCUGAGCACAACUCGCAUGACAGCCUGCAGGGCAUGCUGAUGCAACUGAAGCAAACAGCAAAAAGAAUCGCACACUGUGAUACACUACAGGACAUGAGGAAAUCCAUUGUGGGAGCAGUGAGCGAUCCAUGUGAGAACACCAAAUGGCUGCAGGAGAUUCGGGAUCAGAAUGAGCGUCUUAUAGCGGAGAACACCGAGCUCAAGCGGCGUGCAGAGACAGUGCUGGAUGAGGAAGUCAUUCAACAGGCCAUAAAGGACCGUGAUGAUGCCAUUGCUAAGAAGACAGCGAUGGAGGCAGAGCUGCUGAGGACUAAACAUGAAAUGAUGUGUUUAAACAACCAGCUGCUGGAGGCCAUUCAGCGCAAACUAGAACUUUCACAAGAACUGGAGGCCUGGCAGGAUGAUAUCCAGAUUAUCAUAAAUCAACAGUUGAGGAGUCAACAGCAGACAGAACAACUGCCUCAGAAGAGAUCAACUGGUCACAUGUCUUUCCUGCAUAAAUCCAGACGACCGUCGUGUUCCCCAUCCACCAUAUCAGAGAUGAGCUCGGAGCAGAACGGGUCGCCCUGGAGAGACUGGCUCAAACUAAGCAAAUAAACCUGCUGCUCAGCCUCCAAUGCUAGCGCUCAGAACUUAAAGGCCGUCUGCGCCCAUACGGCAUGAUCACGGACGGGGACCGCAGAAGCACAACCUGAGACUGCAUCAGACACUCAUGGAUUAUGAUCAGCUGAAGAAUGCCAAAGACACUGGCCAAGUAUUUAAAAAUAUAGUUUUGGGACGAUAGACAGACUGGUUGCAUCUGUCAUGGAGGAAAAACAAAAGACCUGCUUAUUUAAGAACAAUGGUUGAAUCUAACGAAAAAUAUGUCCAGGUCAUAUUUCAGCCCAACAUCAAAUAAAAAAUAAAAAAUAAAAAAAGUUUUGCUCAAAGAAAAUGAAGCCUGUUCAAAUUAUUUGCAUUGUAAUAUUGUUUUCAUGACAAUUCAACACUUUUAGUGAGAUUUCUCAUUACUGUGAUGCAUCUGGACUUUUUUUCUACUUUUUUUUUUAACUACUUAUGUACUUUUACUUUUUGUACUUCUUAUUCGAUUCGGAUUACUCUAAUACAGUUAUGUUUUGUAUUACAGUGAAAAAAGUAUAAAAAUAAUACAUUUAAUAAUGCAUCAAUUUUUUUUUUUAAUUACAGUAAUGAGAAUGUGUGUGUUUUAUUUUCAUGAGAAAAAAAAAUCUGUGUUUCUAAAAACCGGCUACUUUUUCUUUAAACAAAUAUAAUUAAAAGGGAAAAAUAUAUAUAUAUUGGAUGAAAAAAAAAGAAGCCUAUUUUUGGGACCAUUAAUUUGUAUUUAUUUUAUUUUUAUGACAAUUAAGCACAUUUCUCCUGAUAUGCAAUUACUGUAAUGCAUCUGGAUUUUUUGUUUGUGUGUUUUUUGUUUUUUUGUUUUUUGUUUUUUUGUAAUUGUGGACCUACAGGAUGCCUUAUAUUACAUAAUAUAUCUAUAUUUUUAUUUUUUAUUUUUUUAUUACGGUAAGGAGAAUGAUAUUUUUUAUGCAUUACUGUAAUGAGAGUGGGGGGGUCCUAAAACUCGUAAUGAUCAUAAAAACAGGCUUCAUUUCGUUUAAGCAAAAUAAAAUGUAUUUCUUUUGAUUUCAGGGUGAAAUAAGACAUAAACCUGUUCUUGACAGCUGAGAUUCACAAUAUUGUAUGUUAUGAAUGUUUCUACUUAUCAACGGUCUUAUAACUGAAGAAACACUGUGUAUUAAAUGGUACUUGUUUGAUAUUGUCUAAUUCCAAAUGUAAGGGAUUAGAGAAUUAAUGAACAAUGACAUCAUGCUGGUCAUGAUGAUCAUGUUUAUAGUUAUGACAUUGUAUAUAAUAACAUUACAGAGAAAGAUGCAAUAUUUGUUUAGUUCUAAAAUAGCAACAAUGACAUGGUUUGCAAGUAUGUGUGCAUGAAAGUAUGUCUCAAUGGAGUAUAAUGGAGUACUCAAGUAGACAGAGCUUUAAAAAAUGACAUUCUUGACAACCAACUGAUGUUUUAUCAGAUAUGAAGGAUUUAUAAUAGUCACACUGCUCACACUGUCAUGCAUUUAAGCUCAACAGUACACUUCUGUAACUGACCUGCACAAUGUGUUAUUAAAAUAAUUAUCUUUGUAAUAUCA
This is a messenger RNA of Myxocyprinus asiaticus (Chinese sucker), 3227 nucleotides long. RefSeq names its product BICD family-like cargo adapter 1. The transcript has 10 exons. Gene Ontology annotation, biological process: vesicle transport along microtubule; Golgi to secretory granule transport. NCBI's taxonomy places the organism in Eukaryota, Metazoa, Chordata, Actinopteri, Cypriniformes, Catostomidae. Bases 97 to 1665 code for a protein of 522 amino acids. The record is from RefSeq and is a predicted model, not a curated record.